AUGACUGUGAGACCUUUCCUCUUCUUGCUGACGUUUCUGGUCAUCGCUGCAGCGUCAAAAUCACUCAAUGCAACCUUAAGAACAUUCGGUAUCCUCCCUUGAUUUUCAUCAAGGCUACUUUUCCAUUUCAGACCCUCGACUACUCAACUCGACAGCCGAUCGAGACUUGGCCAUGCAGAACGUGCCUCUGAUCCGGCUGACCAGACACUUACUGUCCCCGGAGAGGUACGAUGUGCGAGUCCGGCCCAUUCUUGAUCACAAGAAGUCGCUCAAGGUGCACAUCAGCAUUUCCCUGUAUCAAAUCAUCGAAGUGGUGAGUCGAAUGUCCAUCAUUCCUUCAACAAACACGAUAAUUUCAGGAUGAACCAUCGCAGAACAUCAAAUUGAACGUUUGGAUGAUUCAAAAGUGGAAGGACGAGUACUUGGAUUGGAAUCCCAACGAGUUCGGAAUGAUCAACUCGACCAUCAUUCCAUUCCACCACCUCUGGAUUCCGGACACGUACCUCUACAACAGUGUGAAGAUGAGCAGAGAUGAAACGGAGCGAUACAUGAACAUCCAAGUGACGUCCAACUACUGGAAGGGCGAGAAGGGCUCCGAGCUUUCGUUUCUGUACCCCGCAAUAUACACGAUCACGUGCCGCCUCAACAUUCGCUUCUUUCCUUAUGAUCGUCAGAACUGCACACUCACCAUCUCCAGCUGGACCAACUCGAAAUCGGCGCUCGACUACUACGCGGACCCGCAAGUCAGCAUGCAAUCUUUCAUUCCGAAUGAAGAAUGGCAGGUGAAGUCAUUCGAAAUUCAUAGACACGAGGUGAGUCUCCGUUUCUUUCCCGCUUCCGUUUCAUGAAUCGCCCAUCAUUUCAGUACAAAUACGCGUGUUGCGCGGAGCCGUGGGUCAUCCUACAGGCCUCGUUGGUCAUUCAAAGGAAACCGCUCUACUACCUCGUCAAUCUCAUCAUUCCCACUUCCAUCAUCACUCUCGUCGCCAUCACCGGCUUCUUCACGCCAGCCUCCACGGACGAUGACCGAACGGAAAAGAUCAAUUUGGGAAUCACGACUCUCCUGGCAAUGUCCAUUCUCAUGCUGAUGGUCUCUGAUCAGAUGCCGACGACGAGUGAAUUCGUGCCGCUCAUCGCCUGGUUCUACCUCUCCAUCAUCAUUAUCAUCUCGAUCGGAACAUUCCUCACAAGCGUCGUGCUCUCCGUGCAAGGAAGGCGUCAGUACGGAAGGAAUCCGCCGCAGAUCGUCCGUUACGCCUUCUUCGUUCUCCUUCCGCAAAUCCUUCUACUCAACGUUCCGCCUCCACUUCAAACACUAUGGGGCGAACUGGAUGAUGAUCCGUUGAACGUGAGAAGAAGGAAGAAGUCCGAGUACUUGAUGAGAAAUGGUCACAACGGAUCGACGAAGCAGGCGUCACCAAUGUAAGCGUACGAGAUGCAAACGAGCAUAACAGUACGAUUCAGGUCAACGCUCCGAGUGCCGGUGACUGGUGGAAGUGUGAGUGAGAAGCGGCAGUCGUUCCAGAUGAUCGACGUCACUUCUCCAAACUCGCCGAACACUGCCAGAUCCCGUGCUCCGUCGCUCGCUCCUUCGACAGCCAAAACGCCUACGAUGUGGGAAGGAACCAUGUCCGCUCUCGCAGGUAAAACGAAGCAUCUCAUUCAGUUUCAGUAGAUUCCAUUGCAGGCACAAACAAUCAACUGAGAAGAACUUCGAACGUUUUCAACAAAGAAAUCGACGAGAUGAGAAGGAAACGACAGUGCUCUCUCGAGUGGGAGUUCCUCGCCACUGUCCUCGAUCGGUAACCCACUCAAUCGAAUCUGGAAUCAUCUGAAACCUUUUCAGAUUCCUUCUGAUCAUCUUCGUCGCCGCCGUUCUUAUCGUGACUGCCGGUCUCAUCCUGGUUGGCCGCAUGGCUCAGUACAGCUAUGACCAUCCGGAUGACAAGUUCUUCCAAGUCUGA
Caenorhabditis sp. 36 PRJEB53466 is the source of this 1964-nucleotide messenger RNA. NCBI's taxonomy places the organism in Eukaryota, Metazoa, Nematoda, Chromadorea, Rhabditida, Rhabditidae. The record is from the annotation of a GenBank genome assembly.